GAGCUCUCCAUGGGAUUUAAUGCAGAAUUGUGGGGCCCAUUGAUGACCAGGCUGUGGUAGAUCCUGCAACUGUGCACAGCUGGUUUCUUUCCCGUGACUUUAGAGUCAAGGUUUUAAACGUGUCUAAUUAUUCCAUCCAUCACAUGCAAUUGAAGCGAACCUGGAAAGCCUCUUGUGACUUGAAACGGACCGCUUGCCGAAGCUAUUGGGCCGUCACAUUCGUCGCAUUCUGAAUGCUUCCUUCGAGGCCAUCAAGACCAUUCUAGUUGGCAGAUUAUGCCACAGCUCCAGUGGAAAACUCUGGGUAGAGUUGUAGACGUUGCAAUGAAACCGUUUCAGUAAAGGGAUUGGAGGGAGAAAGUGCAAAAAGAUUGACUUAAAAGGUGUCGGUACGGAGUGAAGAAUCGACGAGGCGGCGGUGAUGACGAUGAGGCAAAGAUCCGGAUCGAUCACAUCGAACCGGCACAGCUGGCGUUGUCUUGUGGAUUAGCGGUUGAAGAGCAACAGCUCCGUUCUACGCCAGACCUGGAGCUCCUGGAUUUCGGCUUUGAAUGCCGGGAUUGGCAGUUGGCAUCAAGAAAUGCGCCAUUUUGUAAUUGAUAAUCUGUUAAGAAGAUCUUCCAUAUCUAACGGACCUCUGACAUUCUUUGGGCCUUCUUGUUAGUUUCGAACGCUGGGGCUGGCCGUGGGAAGAAGUUCAUCCGUUAUUUUGGGUUGUAUGGAGGACAGUGGAUGGAUAAUUAUCGGAGUUGGGUCAACCUGUGCGUUUGUUAGUUUACGAUAUAUUUGUAACAAAGUAUAUCCGACGAAUAAGAUAAAUUCUAGUUCAUUUUUUAGCAUGUGGGGUUGUGAUGGUUACAAGAUGUAAUUACAAGAUGGUGGAAGAUAUAUGACAAGAGCGGCGCACUCCCUGCAGCCUUCUUCUUCAUGCCAUCAUCUCAAUGGAGCACUCGCUCUCUGCGCGCUCCCUCUACCGUGCCCGACGCUACCAUGCAGGAUCCAUUUGAACCGUCGUGCUUCCUGAAUGGAACCCGUGCAAAGUUAUCGCACUCGGAUUCGGACUACACUUCGCCUGCAGAUUCUGAUGGGCCUCGUGUGCGAGAGAGCAGAAACGCCCAGGAUUGUGCAGUGACUGGAAAAUAUCAUAUGAGGCAGCAUGCGUAAACACUGCAACAGUCAUUACAGACUGCGUCCACAGUCAGGAAUGUCAUCAUUAAGCUGCCAAGUCGACUCUUGGUGCCGACUCUGCACGCAGCAGUAUAUCUCAGGCUGAAGUAUCUCUGUGCAUCAACGCAAGGCUCCUUAACCCGGUGAUUGCGCAGUCCCGUAGAGCUCUGCUUUCGAAAUGAAAUGGUGGUGACGAGUUGGUCGCUCAGAAGGCGCUUCAUUUUUAGCACCGACUAUGGUCCACUCAUGUUGGUUAUCACUAAUGGGAUUCGCACUGGCCCGGCAGCCAAAGCUCAGCGUCGUGGGCGAGGAGACAACCAGGAUGUAUUGGCGCUUGGGGACGCAGGCACGAAAAGAUGUGCUACGAAAACGAAGAGACAGUGUCCUCCGAAGACAGCGCCGAGGUCCGACUACCCACUGAACUUGGAGCUAACGGCAACGGGUGGGCAAGGUCCUGAGAGCACAACGAGAAUUUUCCUGCUGCUCGCCGCGGACUGUCUCUGGAUAACGUCCACUUCCUCCCGCCUGGACAUGCUCGGAUCAGGAUCCAGCCACUGUAAAGACUGGAAACGAGACAACAGCGAAAGCUGAGAUGUGUUCAGAAAAAUGACUGUUGGUGCGGGUUCCUGAGCACGAGAUCCAUUAGCAGGCACCAGCGGCGUUUGUGAUUCUCCACAGAGGUGAUGCAUGGAGCAUCUUGUACAUGGUUGCAAAAGAUGUCCAUAGCAGUGUGUGAGGAGGCCUUUGUGUUGAGACUACUCAGGUGAGGUGUCUCCGAUGAGAGCUUCACAGUCUCUCCAAAAUCCAUCACUGUUGCUCAGUGAGCAUCACUUUGUAGUUUGCUGUCAACUGUUUAGAGCACAUUCUGGAAGGAAAUGGUAAUGUGAUUAUGUGGA
Molecule: messenger RNA, 2063 nt
Organism: Physcomitrium patens
Lineage: Eukaryota; Viridiplantae; Streptophyta; Bryopsida; Funariales; Funariaceae
Source: RefSeq, a predicted model, not a curated record